This is a messenger RNA of Pogona vitticeps (central bearded dragon), 1207 nucleotides long. RefSeq names its product solute carrier family 10 member 1 (gene SLC10A1). Lineage: Eukaryota; Metazoa; Chordata; Lepidosauria; Squamata; Agamidae. Gene Ontology annotation, biological process: bile acid and bile salt transport. Gene Ontology annotation, cellular component: membrane. Gene Ontology annotation, molecular function: bile acid:sodium symporter activity. The record is from RefSeq and is a predicted model, not a curated record.
AUGCACAUGAAGGUCCUGGCAAACCAACAGGAGGCAGGAGACAAGGUAUCCAUGCCAAUUGGAGCAGAAAAGAUUAUGGCCACGAUCCGGAUCUCACCAGCAGGCUAUGGGAACCAUACUCAAGACAGCCUUGAGCACUGGAGUCCAAGCCAGUUGGACAACGUUUCUCUGUCUAAUUCUACCAUUCCUGUUGCAUUUGAUGACAGGGCCAUUGACUAUGUCCUACAGGGUAUUACUGUUGUGAUCCUCUUUGUUGUCAUGAUGUCACUAGGCUGCACCUUGGAUCUCUCCAAGAUCAAGGCUUAUUGCUACAAACCCAAAGAGGUUGCUAUCGCUGUGAUAGCCCAGUAUGGAAUCAUGCCUCUGACAGCAUAUGCCCUGGGCAAGUUCUUUCGGCUGGAGUCCAUUCAGGCAAUGACCAUUCUCAUCUGUGGCUGCUGCCCAGGUGGAAAUCUCUCCAACAUUUUGAGCCUGGCAUCUAAAGGAGACAUGAACCUCAGCAUUGUGAUGACUGCAUGCUCAACGGUCUUGGCACUUGGCUUGAUGCCCCUUCUCCUGUUUCUCUACACUAAGAGUAUAUAUCAAGGCAAUUUAGAGCACAAAGUGCCUUACAAAACAAUUGUUUUCUCCCUCUUCAUGAUCCUUGUCCCCUGUGCCAUUGGGAUCUAUUUGAAUGAAAAGAAGCCACAGUAUUCUCGCUUCGUUGUGAAAGCAGGUAUGAUUGUAUUGCUUCUGUCAUCUAUCCUGACCAUUGCUCUGACUGUGAUCCAUUUUGGAAGCAGUAUCUUAUUGAUCAUCUUCUCUCCAUGCCUGCUGGGGGCAUGCACUCUCAUGCCUUCCGUUGGCUUCUCCAUGGGCUACAUCCUUUCAGCAUCCUUUCACUUCAGCAGUCAGUGCAGGCGGACUAUUUGCUUUGAGACAGGUUGCCAGAACGUGCAGCUAUGUACCACCAUCCUCCAGAUGGCCUUUGCCCCUGAAGUUGUUGGGGCUCUUUUUCUCUUCCCACUUCUGUAUCUGAUCUUCCAGUUGGGUGAGGGCCUUCUCCUGGUUCUGCUCUUCAGGAUAUGUGAAAGAUAAAAGAAUCCAAAGGCAAGUGUCUUCAAAAAAUCACCUUUCUUCCUUGUAUUCUAUAGAUUCCCAUGCGAUUUCUAACUUAAUUUGUGUGAACUUCAAUUAGAAAAUGGUUACAGCUGAGCAACAACUGAAA